GAAGUGACGUACCACUUCCUUUUAGGCUCGGCGUCUGUAAGGUGGCUCCCACGCGGGGUCAACAUGAGGAUCGAGAAGUGUUAUUUCUGUUCGGGGCCGAUCUACCCUGGCCACGGCAUGAUGUUUGUCCGCAACGACUGCAAGGUGUUUCGAUUCUGCAAGUCCAAGUGUCAUAAGAACUUCAAGAAGAAGCGGAACCCACGCAAGGUCAGGUGGACUAAGGCCUUCCGGAAAGCAGCUGGCAAAGAGCUCACGGUGGACAACUCAUUUGAAUUUGAAAAACGUAGGAAUGAACCUGUGAAAUACCAGCGAGAGCUAUGGAACAAAACCAUUGAUGCAAUGAAGAGAGUUGAAGAGAUCAAACAGAAACGCCAGGCUAAAUUCAUAAUGAACAGGCUGAAGAAAAACAAAGAGCUGCAGAAGGUCCAAGACGUCAGAGAGGUCAAGCAGAACAUCCAUCUCAUCCGGGCUCCUCUUGCAGGCAAAGGAAAGCAGCUGGAGGAAAAAAUGGUGCAGCAGUUACAGGAGGAUGUGGACAUGGAGGAUGCUGCCUAACGGUGCUGCCUGCAACCAGCCCCGUGGACACUGGAAAUGAGUGGAGACUUUCGGUCCCUAAGUUAUUGAUUGGUUACAUAAGGUCCCUGAGACAGAGGCUGCUCACCUGCUUCCCUCCUGAGUUGCAGCGUGGAGGUGCAUCCCAUUGUGCAUGUUAGGUCUCAGCUGAGUUUCUGCUCACGCAAACACAAAAGUUCGUGUGUAGGUGAGGAUGU
Molecule: messenger RNA, 770 nt
Organism: Acomys russatus (golden spiny mouse)
Lineage: Eukaryota; Metazoa; Chordata; Mammalia; Rodentia; Muridae
Gene: Rsl24d1
Product: ribosomal L24 domain containing 1
Exons: 6
Coding region: 64-555 (163 amino acids)
Biological process (GO): translation; ribosomal large subunit biogenesis
Cellular component (GO): nucleolus; ribosome
Molecular function (GO): structural constituent of ribosome
Source: RefSeq, a predicted model, not a curated record